UGACAGUUGGAGGAAAUGAAACCGGAUUUGGUCAGCGAAUGGAUGGAUAUAAUAGACCACAAACCAGUUUAUAUGAAGCGGCAAACAUUGUCAUCAUUAGACACAAGAGACUGUUCAGACCCAUCACUAGAUUCCGAUCGGCAGCUAAUUUGAUAAUCAUUCAGAGAGAAAAGGCCCAAUAUCAAAGACAACUCCAAUUACAACCACAACAACAAGAAGAACUCAAUUUUGCCAAAUCUUUUGAUUCCGUACGAAAGCCAUCCCUAGUUCCGGACCAACAUUUCUGGAGGAGGGUUCCCAACCCAAGUGAGCCAUUCCCACACAAA
Messenger RNA from Oppiella nova, 326 nucleotides. Lineage: Eukaryota; Metazoa; Arthropoda; Arachnida; Sarcoptiformes; Oppiidae. The record is from the annotation of a GenBank genome assembly.